GUCGGACUCAGCAUGCAAGCGUAGCAGAUUGUGCUCCAGCUCUGGCUGGACGAUGACCAGGAAGAGAAGCGGCUCCAACGGACGUCUCUGCUGCAGGACGGGAGCUGACACAAGGCGCCGUGGACACUGAGGAAGAUGCUGACUCAGCUGGUUUUGGGAUGGACUGCCUUGCUCAGCGGCCUCCAGCCGGCUGCUGCCUCCGUCACAACCAGAUUUCUAUCUAGCAGGUGGUCAGCUCCAAAAUGUCAGGUCUUCAUCCCUCCUCCACCUCCACCACCUGUGUUUCCUACAGUCAAACGGAAAGCAGAGCUGAUGGUUGAUAUAACAGAACACGUCACAGGACUGAGAGGGGAAAAGGGCUGCAGAGGAGCCAGAGGAGCCAAGGGCCGACCUGGUGUGAGGGGUUUGGAGGCAGAACCUGGAACACUCGGAGCCAUGGGGCAGCCGGGUCCAAAGGGAGAGAAAGGCAGCCGCGGCUGGAGGGGCCUGUACGGAGACAGCGGAGCUCCUGGCAUGAUGAAGGGCAGUAAGGGAGGUAAAGGAUUCAGGGGCGAUAAAGGUGUGAGAGCAAACAGAGGAGCCGGUGGAGAGAAGGGAGAGCCUGGCGUCGCUGCAGUGUCAGGAGAGAAGGGCGACUCGGUCCAGUGGGGGGAUGCAGGGCCGAGGGGGGACCCCGGACCCCGAGGAGACCCUGGAGGCAGAGGAGCCUCGGGGUUGAAGGGUUCUCGUGGACUUUCAGGAAAGCUGGGUCAUCCUGGUUCUGCAGGAGUGCUAGGUCUGACUGGAGAGCCUGGAACACCAGGACAAGUGUUCGUCCUGCCGGGCCUGCAGGGGGACGCAGGACACCGGGGGCGUUCAGCCAAAUGCAACUGUUCACGGGUUCAAACCCCAGAACGACUGUUGAACAGAGUCCAGACGAUCUUUGUUGCAGACGGAGAGAGACAGAUGCGGAGGCUGCGGGGGGAGAACGUGAUGGUGCUGCGGUCGGACAGGAAAGCUCUGUUCAUCUACUCGGACUCUCAAUGGAUCAACGUGCUGGAGGACCCAGCACACUGACCAGGCCUCCAGGUGUGAACGAGUGUAACUUAGAGACUGUGAUCAGGGUCCUGAAAAUCAUAUAACAUAUAAUGACAUAUUGUGUGCAUUGUUCCAGCAUGUUAUUACAUUAAAACAAUCUCUUUGGAAACAAACUUAAAUGAAUAUUAACUCAUUGUAAUAUUUUCCUCCUGUGAAGAAUUUAUUUCUUUAAUCUAGAAGGAAUUGUUUCUUUAAUGUUCUUAGUAAGUAAGUAAGUAUGUAUGUAAAAUAAAGAAAUGCAAUUCCUCCUCUUGCA
This is a messenger RNA of Cottoperca gobio, 1333 nucleotides long. RefSeq names its product acetylcholinesterase collagenic tail peptide-like. Gene Ontology annotation, cellular component: extracellular matrix. The record is from RefSeq and is a predicted model, not a curated record. Bases 136 to 1056 code for a protein of 306 amino acids. The transcript has 15 exons. NCBI's taxonomy places the organism in Eukaryota, Metazoa, Chordata, Actinopteri, Perciformes, Bovichtidae.